ACACACAGAGAGAGGCUUCAUUCCCAGCCACAAAGAUCCAGCAUUACGCAUCCAGCGCCGCAAAAAAAGAGAGAGAGAAAGCCUCCUUCCGAUGAGCGUCCACGUUUCUCCGCCGUGUUUUUUCCCUGCUUGACGCGUGAAUCAGGCCACCGGGACUGAGGAGAUAACCGGGCCUUGCAGGCUGGAACCGGAACGUUUCGUUUGUGUCUUUAAAAAAAACAAAACACAAGAGAGACGCGUUUUUUUGUUUUUUGUUUUUUGCUUGUGUGCUGGCAUUGCUGUGAGAAUUACCUCUGGUUACUCCAAAAUAAAAGAACAUACCGAUAAACUGGUCGCUCCACUGAAACAAUCCUUCGGUCAUGCUGUGCACCUGCCAGACCUCCGCUGCUGCUGCUGCCGGACCGGACUGUUGAAGAAAAAAGAAGGGCAACUUUGGGGGGGGGGGAGAAGUUGCCAUCAGAUCGGUUGUAGAAUCCGGGGGGUGGAGGGGCAAACUAAGUCUCUCCAUCGAGUAGAAUCACCUUUUUUUCUUCACAUUUUCAUCCUUGAUAGGAAGGCGAAACGGCGACUUCAGUUGAUUAUCUCUCUUUCCUUUGCUAUCCAAUGGAUAUUCACUGCAAAGCAGACCCCUUCACAGCGAUGCACCUAUCCCACGUAGGGCACGGAGGUGUGAACCAGCUCGGCGGGGUGUUUGUGAACGGCAGACCCCUCCCGGACGUGGUGAGGCAGCGGAUAGUGGAGCUGGCCCACCAGGGCGUCCGGCCCUGCGACAUCUCCAGACAGCUGCGGGUCAGUCACGGCUGCGUCAGCAAGAUCCUGGGCAGAUACUACGAGACUGGCAGCAUCAAACCAGGGGUGAUUGGUGGGUCGAAACCCAAAGUGGCCACGCCAAAGGUGGUGGAAAAAAUCGCAGACUACAAAAGACAAAACCCCACCAUGUUCGCCUGGGAGAUCAGAGACAGACUGCUGGCAGAGGGCAUCUGCGACAACGACACUGUUCCCAGCGUCUCAUCCAUUAACAGGAUCAUCCGAACUAAAGUCCAGCAGCCUUUCCACCCAUCUCCGGAUGGGACGUCUCUGUCAGCACCGGGACAUACAAUUGUACCAAGCACAGCCUCUCCGCCUGUAACCAGCGCCUCCAACGACCCUGCAGGAUCCUACUCCAUCAAUGGGAUUCUGGGUAUUCCACGAUCCAAUGGUGAAAAGAGGAAAAGAGAUGAAGAUGGUUCAGAUGGUUCUGGCCCAAACAGUGAUUCUCAGGGUAGUGUGGAGAGUUUACGGAAGCACCUGAGGGCAGAUGCCUUCACCCAGCAGCAGCUGGAAGCGUUGGACCGGGUCUUUGAACGCCCCUCGUACCCUGACGUCUUCCCUACAUCGGAGCACAUCAAACCAGAACAGGCUAAUGAGUACUCGCUCCCUGCCCUGAAUUCCAGCCUGGACGAAGUCAAGCCCAGUUUAUCCUCUAGCGCCAACCCAGACCUGGGCCCCAGCGUGUCGCAAAGCUACCCUGUAGGUCGGGAUAUGGCCAACACAACCUUACCUGGUUACCCCCCUCACGUCCCCCCCACAGGCCAGGGCAGCUACCCGACCUCCACACUCGCUGGAAUGGUUCCUGGGAGUGAGUUUUCGGGGAACCCCUACAGCCAUCCGCAGUACACGACCUACAAUGAAGCCUGGCGAUUCAGCAACCCAGCAUUACUAAGUUCCCCUUAUUAUUAUAGUGCCGCAUCGAGAGGCUCCGCCCCUCCCACUGCUGCCACUGCCUAUGACCGUCACUAGUUACCAUGGAAACCAAAUCAACCUGCAGGACCAUGGCCUCAGCCUCCAUAUUGCCCCGGUGUGAGCGGCAUGGUCCACUGGACACUGAGCAACUGCGCAUAAAAUGUUCCCGGCUCACACAAUAAGAAACUUAAGGGUUUUUUUGAGGGGAUUCAAGAUGACUUCUGUCUUCUCUCUCUGUCAUCGCAGCUUUUUUGGACACUCAAAGCCAAAAGAAAUAAAUAAAUCUCCAAGACAUCACCAAGGACACUGAAAGACACACAUGAUGACACUUGUGGCUCAUAACAGUGGUUUAAAAAAAGAGAGAAAAAAAAGAAAAAACAAAAAUAUCCAGAAUUUAUUUUCCCUUCUAGCAGUGUCGCAGUUUCAUCCCAUCGUGGAUCAAUACUGUACAUUCCUUUUCUUGAUGGCUCUCUGCAGGGACACUGUUCGGAGCUUAAAAUGUAGCAGCAGCCUUUUUUUUCCUCUUUCUGUUUCCUCAUUCGUCUGCCACUUGAUUCAGACCAGAGGGGAUUAGCAGCAGCACACGCAGGCUGUGGCAGGCUAACGUUGUUUUUACCCAUUUGAACAGUCACCGACCAAACAUCCAGCAUGAGUAAAUCGAUCGCUUUUUUCGAUGCCAUGAGAAGAUUAGGACAUGUUCUCUGUGAUACACAAUCAAGAUGUAAAAAAAAAAGAAAAAAAGGAGAAAAAAAUGAAAUAAAUAAAGAAACAUCAGUUUGAAAAUAGAGGGAGCCAUGACAAUAUAGCAUCGUGGCACACCGGCUAUUUGCAAGAUUUCAAGAAACUAGUAAAUAUAUUCUUAAAAAUGAUUUUUUUAUUUCAUUUUUAUAAUUCGUAAAAACUGCAGACUGCUUGGCUAGUGUUUUACUAUGUCUUAUUUGUCAGGAUUCAAGAGGUCAUCAGGCAAAAAUCCUAUUUUUUUGUGUCUUUUGUUUUGUUCAUUUUGCACUAUUUUGGAGGUUUGCAACACUGGAGCGUUAUUAUGCAGAAAAAUGAUGUGCAUAUUUGCUUUAUUUCACACAAAAAUUGGCUGUAAGUCUAAUAAGUCUCAGUCUGAAGAAGGCACUUACAGUUUUUACAGUUAAUCUCGUAAUUCAAGGCCCCAUCGUGUCACUGCCUUGAUGUGCACUAUGCUACGUUCUCACAGCUUCCAUUUCUAUUUAAGUUAAUUAAGUCUUUGGCAUUACAACCACAGAAAAAGGAUACAACAGCCAUCCCGAGUCGAACCAUGUUUCAUUGUUUGUCUAGUUUGAUAACAGAAGCGGCCAGAUUCACUCCGACUCUGGCGACUCCAAUAACAUCAAAAAGCAGGGCGACAAUUUCAGCUAAAUGCCUUAAACACGUUCCUCCUUCCUCAACUUUAGCUCCCUCACAUGUUUCAGGCCAAGUCAUUACUUUGAAUCAAGCUGAACUGAUGGUUUUCUUUUCUUCAUCUGUCAAGUGAAUGUAUUUUGCAUUUGCCAAAGACUUAGUUCUUGUUAAUGUUUAUUUACAGGCCGCCUAUUAUAUGCAUCAUGAGAGCAGUAUUAUUAUUAUUAUUGUUAUUAUUAUUAGGAGAAAAAAAAGCCCACAUUGUUCAUGAGGAAAAGUCUAUGUAUAAAUUCUAUGCAGUGCAGAGAUGGUCAUCAUAUGCAUAUUCAGCUGUAAACCUAAAGGUAGGUGGAGUUUAUUUAAUGUUAUGUUAUUUACAAAUUGUUCAUUUUGUAGAGGCAUUUUUUUGUGUGUGAUGUGAAGACACUUCUCUGUAAAUACAGUAAGAAAAAAUGUCUUUCAUGUUCAUGGUUAUUAUCACUUUCAUUAUGCUGGUAUCACUUGUACAAUAAUAAAAGUGUCUGAAAUCUUUUA
This is a messenger RNA of Amphiprion ocellaris (clown anemonefish), 3627 nucleotides long. RefSeq names its product paired box protein Pax-2a-like. Lineage: Eukaryota; Metazoa; Chordata; Actinopteri; Pomacentridae. The record is from RefSeq and is a predicted model, not a curated record. Gene Ontology annotation, molecular function: RNA polymerase II cis-regulatory region sequence-specific DNA binding; DNA-binding transcription factor activity, RNA polymerase II-specific. Gene Ontology annotation, biological process: regulation of transcription by RNA polymerase II; anatomical structure development. Bases 604 to 1779 code for a protein of 391 amino acids. The transcript is spliced from 10 exons.